Messenger RNA from Eutrema salsugineum, 1964 nucleotides. RefSeq names its product probable protein phosphatase 2C 6. The transcript is spliced from 5 exons. Gene Ontology annotation, biological process: protein dephosphorylation. NCBI's taxonomy places the organism in Eukaryota, Viridiplantae, Streptophyta, Magnoliopsida, Brassicales, Brassicaceae. Gene Ontology annotation, molecular function: protein serine/threonine phosphatase activity. The record is from RefSeq and is a predicted model, not a curated record. Bases 315 to 1787 code for a protein of 490 amino acids.
UCUGUGUUCAAGUUUUGGUCUCUCUUUUCGAACAGAGAAUCCUAAAAACAGUUUACGAGAUUUUGAUUGUAUCUAUGUUUUUUUUUGUAAAGAUGUGAAUUUGUCCGUCUUCUCUCUUUCUUCAUCUCUCUGUCUUUUCCAUUUGGAUGUUGUACUGGAAGCUUUGACUGUGACUCUUUUAACCGAAUAUUUAUUGCCGACCAACCUCAGACAAAAAAGCAGGUCUCUACUAGAUUCUAAACUGUCGAUCUUCAGAAGGAAAAAAAGGAUCUAUCUUUUUAGAAAAAUUGGGGAUUUUCUCUCCGGGAAUUCAAAUGGGUCUGUGUAAUUCGAGAAUUGAUAAGACGACGAAGGAGAAAACCGGAGCAACGAGCACCGUCGCUACCACAGCGGAGAGUCAAGGCUCCGGGCGGCGACGGAGGCCGAGAGAUAUAAAUAGCGGCGGCGAAAUCGAUGAGAUUAAACAGGUGGUGGGUCGGCUUGUUGGCAAUGGUUCAAGUGAAAUGGCUUGUCUUUAUACACAGCAAGGCAAAAAAGGAACAAAUCAAGAUGCCAUGCUUGUUUGGGAGAAUUUCUGCUCGAGAAGGGAUACAGUGUUUUGUGGUGUAUUCGAUGGACAUGGUCCCUUUGGUCAUAUGGUUGCACAGAGAGUCCGAGAUAUAUUACCUUUCACAUUAUCAACACAAUUAAAAAUGGCCUCGGUCAUGGAACAGAGCAGCUCCAACGAUGGCCUCGACUCUGCUACUUGCAUAGAUGAAGAGCAAUGGUGUGAGUUACAGCCAAGUGAGAAGGACGGAAAGCUACUUCCCGAGAUGUAUCUCUCACUGAAACGGGCAUUGCUAAAGACUUGUCAACAGAUGGAUAAAGAGUUAAAAAUGCAUCCAACCAUCAAUUGUUUCUGCAGCGGAACAACUUCUGUCACCGUGAUCAAACAGGGUAAGGAUCUGGUGGUGGGGAAUAUUGGUGACUCAAGAGCUGUUCUUGCUACAAGAGACGAAGACAAUGCUCUGAUUGCUGUACAAUUAACCAUAGACUUAAAACCCGAUUUGCCAAGUGAAUCCGCAAGAAUCCAGAAAUGUAAAGGUAGAGUAUUUGCCUUACAAGAUGAGCCUGAGGUUGCGCGUGUGUGGCUACCAAACAGCAAUUCACCUGGUCUGGCAAUGGCUCGAGCUUUCGGAGACUUCUGUCUUAAAGAUUACGGUCUUAUCUCUGUUCCGGAUAUCAACUACCGCUGCCUCACUGAAAGAGAUCAGUUCAUUAUUCUAGCCACUGACGGGGUAUGGGAUGUUUUGUCGAAUAAAGAAGCUGUUGAUAUUGUGGCUUCAGCUCCUUGUCGAAACACUGCGGCUCGUGCUGUAGUUGAUACAGCUGUUCGAGCGUGGAGGCUCAAGUAUCCUACUUCCAAGAACGAUGACUGCGCUGUGGUAUGUCUCUUUCUCGAGGAUUCCUCGACAGCAGCAUCCAUGGAAGUUUCAGAAAGAACCAAUCAUUCACACAAAGAGUCUACAGAGAGUGUCGCUAUGACAUCAAGCAAAGAUGGUGAGAAAAAUGAAGAGGCUGUAAUAGAGACCGAUGAGAUUGUACCAGUUUGGGAGUCUAAAGAAGAAAAAAUGUCUGAGAGUUGCACGAUUGAGUCCAAGAAGACAACACUCGCAGAAUGCAUAUCGGUUAAGGAUGAUGAAGAAUGGUCGGCGUUGGAAGGCUUGACUAGAGUUAACAGUCUCUUGAGCAUUCCCAGGUUCUUCUCUGGUGAGCUAAGAUCAAGUAGCUGGAGAAAAUGGUUGUGAGUCAGCAAAACUCAAACAAACAAACAAUCACUGAUUUUCAUUUCAUGAUUGUUUUUCUUUCCAGUGAUGACAUGAAAAUCGGUGGUAGCAAAUGUUACAAUAUGUUCAUUGUUUCAUAUAGCGAAUUCGGACGAGUUUCUUCGUGGAAGACCUCUUACAAAUACGUUUAUAUCUCUA